AUGACGAGAGACGCCAUGCUACUUGGUACAGCAAAUGAGGUAGCGGUACGGACGCCUAUGAAUGCGAGGACGCCAACAUACCAAAGUGGGUCAGUAAACAUUCGAGAGUCAGCGCGUACAGGGGAUCGAGGAAGUACGAGUGGCAGUGUGGGCGCAGUGGCACAAACGACAGCGGAACGCGAAGAGAACCAGACUAAGAGAGUGGAUGCAAUGUUGGAAAAAUGGCGAGACGGGGCUGCGGAGCGAGAUGGUACGAGGGCUGCUAUCCACGUGUCGACAGUGAGACCAGCGAUGGCCUCGGCACGAUACAAAUACGCUGCAUCUGCGGAUCAACAACAGAACGAGGGCUGUGGACUCGACGGCAAGCGUCAAACUGGGGAAGGCGCGUAUUUAUCAGCACCACAGUCGGAAACCAACGAUGGCGAGGUGAAGAGUAUCGGAGAGCUGUCGGUGAGCACGGUCGUGAGAAGGGAAACGAUGGCUGAGGCGGAGGACACGACGAGAGCUGCGAGGGACAACGGCACGAGUACCGCGAGAAGGUAG
This is a messenger RNA of Phytophthora infestans T30-4, 543 nucleotides long. RefSeq lists its product as uncharacterized. Lineage: Eukaryota; Oomycota; Peronosporomycetes; Peronosporales; Peronosporaceae. The coding region runs from base 1 to 543 and encodes 180 amino acids. The record is from RefSeq and is a predicted model, not a curated record. The transcript has a single exon.